AUGUCAUUAAGAACAUAUAUCGCAAAUGAUGAUAAUACUGAACAGUUAAAAUUAAUAAAUAAACAAAGAUUAAAAAGAUUAAAUGAUAUAGAAGAAAAAUAUACCAAAGCAAGACAACGCUCAAUAAAUUAUGAACGAGAAGUAACAAAAAGAGAUAAACAACAAUUAAAAAUUAAUAAAAAAAUUCAUGAACGAGCAAAUGCAUUUAAUUUAAAAUGGAUGAAAAGUAAUAUUAAUGGAAAAUGGAGUGGAAAAAGAACACUUGAAAGAAACAAUUUUAUAGAACAAACAGAAAAAAAAAUCCCAAAUGAAUAUCUAUUAAAAGAAUCACCAAUUGAAGAAAAUCCAGUAUAUUUAAAAAUGAUUCAAAAAAAUAAAAUAAGAGAAAAAGCACACAAAGAAUUUAUGAAAAAAAAUGGAAAAACAUGGAGUGAAACUGAAUCACUUUUAAAUCAAAUUAAUGGAGUUGUUGGAAAAGUAAAUGAACUUGAAAAACAACGUAAAUUAAGAAAGAGAUAUUCUAAACCAAGAUAUGUAAAAAUUGUAUAUAAAAAUAAUGGUCCUCAAUAUUCUAAUAAAAGAUAUAUUCAUAAACCAAUUAUUCCUUAUAUUAAUAAUUAUUAUAAUAAACCUUUUACUCAUAAAAUUUAUAAAAAAGUUAUUAAGUCUAUUCAAAAACCUAUUAAAUAUGAAUUUAAUAAAGAUAAAAAAUUUAAUACUUUUCUUCAUGAUGAUACUUGGAAAAAUCAAAUGCAAUUAAAGUGGAAAGAGUAUGAACAAAAAAGACUUAGUUCAAAAGAACAUGAACAAAUUACUCGUGACAUUAAAAAAUUGGAAUUAGAAGAAAAAAAUGCUUUAAAUGAAAUUAAAACUAGAAUGAUUCAAUCAGAAAAAGAACUUCAAAAACGUUCAGAAUUACUUAAAAAAGCUUUACAACAUGAACGUGAAAUUAGUGAAAAAAAAAUUGCUAAAGAAAUUCAAAAAAAGGCUGUAGAAUUCACAAUUGAAAGAAAUAAAUUAAGAAGACAAUUUAAAGAAGCUAUGAAUUCUGCUUUUAAAAAAUUACAAGUUGAAUAUACUACUACUGGAUCAGAAAAAGUAGACAGUUCAAAUGAAAUGAAAGAAUUGAAAACCUUAACACAAAAAGUAUUAAAAAACUUAAAUACUGAUGAAACACCAGUUUCAAUUCUGAUUUAA
This is a messenger RNA of Entamoeba dispar SAW760, 1197 nucleotides long. RefSeq lists its product as uncharacterized. The coding region runs from base 1 to 1197 and encodes 398 amino acids. The transcript has a single exon. The record is from RefSeq and is a predicted model, not a curated record. NCBI's taxonomy places the organism in Eukaryota, Evosea, Mastigamoebida, Endamoebidae.